Messenger RNA from Vitis riparia (riverbank grape), 1107 nucleotides. Its product is annotated as rac-like GTP-binding protein RAC2. Gene Ontology annotation, molecular function: protein kinase binding; GTP binding; GTPase activity. NCBI's taxonomy places the organism in Eukaryota, Viridiplantae, Streptophyta, Magnoliopsida, Vitales, Vitaceae. The transcript has 7 exons. The coding region runs from base 220 to 810 and encodes 196 amino acids. Gene Ontology annotation, cellular component: cytoskeleton; plasma membrane; cell projection. Gene Ontology annotation, biological process: establishment or maintenance of cell polarity; actin filament organization; regulation of cell shape. The record is from RefSeq and is a predicted model, not a curated record.
UUCAAAAUUCAAACUCAUCUACCCACUCCCAAAUAUCUCCUCCCCAUCCUCCUCAUUCUUCUCUAUUUUAUUCUAGUUUUUAUAACUCAAAAUGUUCUAGCUAGCCAGACAGUACUGAGAAAGAGACCUACAGAAGCCCUCCAUUGGUGAAGAUGGACAGGAGAGGGAAGCGUUUCUAAGUCAAGAGGGGUGUGAAGGAAGAGGAAGCCAAGUGCAAAAAUGAGCACAGCAAGGUUCAUCAAGUGUGUCACCGUCGGCGAUGGAGCUGUCGGAAAAACUUGCAUGCUCAUCUCCUACACUAGCAACACCUUCCCCACUGAUUAUGUGCCUACCGUGUUUGACAACUUCAGUGCUAAUGUGGUGGUGGAUGGAAGCACAGUUAAUCUCGGAUUAUGGGAUACUGCAGGGCAGGAGGAUUAUAACAGGCUGAGGCCUCUCAGUUAUAGAGGUGCAGAUGUGUUCCUCUUGGCCUUUUCGCUUAUCAGCAAAGCUAGCUAUGAAAACAUCUCCAAGAAGUGGAUCCCUGAGCUGAGGCAUUAUGCUCCAACUGUGCCAAUUGUGCUUGUGGGAACCAAACUUGAUUUACGGGAAGAUAAGCAGUUUUUGAUUGAUCACCCUGGCGCAACACCAAUUACAACUGCUCAGGGGGAGGAUUUGAAGAAGAUGAUCGGGGCUGCUGUUUACAUAGAGUGCAGCUCCAAGACUCAGCAGAAUGUGAAGGCAGUUUUUGAUGCUGCAAUCAAGGUUGUUUUGCAGCCCCCUAAGCCCAAGAAAAGGCGAAGAAAGUCAAGGCCAUGUGUUUUUCUCUAAAGCCAAUUUCCAUGUUAAUUUCUUCCCCAUAACCAGCUGCAAUCCCUCAUUCAAUCCUUUAUUCCUUUAUACAUACCAGUCUUGUGGGCUAUGUUAAUUUUUUUCCUUUCUUUUCCCUCUUUUCUGCGUCUUGUUUUCCUAUGCUUCUGACGAACUUCUCAGGCAAUGUAUUGAACUCUGCAAAAGUGAUAUCCCCUGAUUGGAUUGAGGGAUUGCAGCAACCUUGUAAUAUGGUAUUUCCCUAAAGCAAAAACAGCAUCAUGAUUGAACAGUAGAGUAAAAUUGCUCUUUUUAAUA